This is a messenger RNA of Aaosphaeria arxii CBS 175.79, 1716 nucleotides long. RefSeq names its product ribose-phosphate pyrophosphokinase. The coding region runs from base 169 to 1509 and encodes 446 amino acids. NCBI's taxonomy places the organism in Eukaryota, Fungi, Ascomycota, Dothideomycetes, Pleosporales. The transcript is spliced from 3 exons. Gene Ontology annotation, cellular component: ribose phosphate diphosphokinase complex; cytoplasm. Gene Ontology annotation, biological process: 5-phosphoribose 1-diphosphate biosynthetic process; purine nucleotide biosynthetic process. The record is from RefSeq and is a predicted model, not a curated record. Gene Ontology annotation, molecular function: ribose phosphate diphosphokinase activity; magnesium ion binding.
CCCUCACUGAAGGCGAACUUUUCACUUUGCUGCCUGCACAGCUUCAGGCUGUUAAAAAUACUAUCCCUCCCGCUGCUCCUAUCCAUCUUCACCAUCCAUCUUUAGCCGCAGCUUGUCCUCCCACCAUCUACCGCUUGUCAUUCGUCAUCCCGGCAUCCGACAUUCACAAUGGUUCGAAACAUCGUCGUCCUCGGAGGGAGCUCCCACCCCCAGCUCACCGAGACAAUCUGCAAUCACUUGGGAAUACCUCCGUCCAAGAUCCUCCUCUCAAAGUUCGCUGUCGGCGAGACUCGAGUUGAGAUCAUCGAGAGUGUGCGUGGUAAGGAUGUCUUCAUCAUCCAGUCCGGUGGUGGAGGUAAAGUCAACGACAACCUCAUGGAGCUCCUGAUCACCAUAUCGGCCUGCCGCACUGCCUCGGCAAAACGUAUCACCGCCGUUCUACCUCUGUUCCCGUACUCGAGGCAGAGCGACAUUCCCUACAAUAAGACCGGAGCACCUCUUGCGAAGGUCCCUGGCGAGCGCAGCCGGAACAAUACAUACACGUUCGACAGCCGACCCCAGACGCCAUACCCUGGACAGCAAGAGAGUCAAGGACUGGGCAAUGGCACGCAAGCCCUCACCCGACAGCUCUCGCGCAUGAAGACUGAGCAGACAAAUGGUGUCCCAAGCUCUCCAGUUAAGAGCACAGCAGAGGGCCAACCCCCACGCCGAAGCGACACGAUCGACUCCGCUAGAUCUGACAAGUCGAAUUCCACCAAAUCUGAUGGCUACUUCAGCAACGUUAAUGGCGUCAAUGGAAUUGCAAAGCCCACCACAAAACCUCCGGCAUUCCAGCCUCAACCGGGCUACAAGCAAUGGGUUGCGCAGGCCGGCACCCUCAUUGCAGAUCUGCUCACCUGCGCUGGCGCUGAUCAUGUCAUCACCAUGGACCUUCACGACCCACAAUACCAGGGCUUCUUCGACAUCCCUGUUGACAACCUUUACGGUCGCCAUUUGCUGCGAAAGUAUAUCCAAUUCAGCAUUCCGAACUACCAGCAGGCUGUGAUUGUGAGCCCGGACGCGGGAGGUGCGAAGCGAGCUACUGCCAUUGCAGACGCGCUGGGUGUGCCAUUUGCACUGAUUCACAAGGAACGUCGACCUACGCAGAUCAACGACCGCCAAAACGCCACGAUGAUGCUUGUCGGAAACGUGAAGGACCGUACGGUCAUUCUCGUUGACGAUCUCGCAGAUACUUCGAACACGAUUACGCGUGCUGCCAAACUCCUGAAGAAGGAGGGCGCAACCAAGGUCUUUGCGCUCGUUACUCACGGCAUCCUGAGCGGCGAUGCCAUUGACCGGAUCAACGCAAGCGCGUUGGACAAGGUCAUUGUUACGAACAGCGUGGACCAGACCGAGCACUUGAAGCGGUGCCCCAAGUUGGAGGUCCUCGAAAUUGGCAAUGUCUUUGCCGAGGCUAUCCGACGUGUGCAUCACGGAGAGAGCAUCAGCGUCUUGUUCGACUAUAAUUGAAGCAGCAGCCAAAGGUGCCAUGGCCCGCCCGCAGCCAGCGGGGAGUAGUAAUUUGGAUAGACCAGUAGACACGACCACACCCAGGCGGUAUAAGGUGAGAAAACCUUCCCGGAAAGGCAUGAUCCAAGCCUCGGGAACGUUAUAGAUCAGGAGCGGCCCUCCCCCCAAAACCAAACAUCAAAUAUCCAACCAUGUUCAUUGCACUUG